Messenger RNA from Ambispora gerdemannii, 1445 nucleotides. NCBI's taxonomy places the organism in Eukaryota, Fungi, Glomeromycota, Glomeromycetes, Archaeosporales, Ambisporaceae. The record is from the annotation of a GenBank genome assembly.
AUGUUGGCUUAAAAUCUAAUGAAGCAGAUUAUGUUGCUUGGCUGAAAAAUACCGAAAAACUGGAUGCUGAACAAUUAUUAAAUUAUGAAAAUGCGGAAGAUCAGGGAGUAGAAAAAGAAGAAGUAAGAGGAGUUAUCAGAAUAUUGUCUAACGAAAGUCUACUCAAAGAAGAACAAUUUAGCGAAUUACAAGACUUUUUAAAUAAGUUUCCAAGCAAUAACCUUAAACUUAAUAACUUAGUUAGUGCCUGGGAAAAGAUAACUAGUAAAGAAAUUAACAAGAAAUAUUUAUCGGCUCUUUCGGCAGAAAAAGGUUCAAAAACUACUUCCACGGCUCCUAAUAUUACUUCCUUAGAAGAAAAAUAUGAAAGAUUAGCCGAUGCUUACGAGAGUAUGAGGAAUUUAUUAGAAAAAGGUGGAGGCGCCGAAGAAGCGGAAAGGCUGAAAAAGAAAAAGGCUCGCGAAGAAGCCAAAAAGAAAUUGGAUGAGGCUGAGUUUGCUCGUCGGCAAAGUAAUUUAUCCGAAAAAGAUAAGAAAUUAGCGGAAGAAGCCGAGAAAAGACAGAAAGAAAAAGAGCUAGCUGAGCAAGAAGCUGAAGCUGCUCGCAAAAGACAAGAAGAACGAGAUAAAAAUAUCUCUGAGGAUAGAAAAACACUUUUGGAUAAUGAGGCUAAGCGAUUAGAAGCAGAAAAGAAACGAGCCGAGGAAGAAUUAAAGUUCAAAGAAGAGCAAAUGAGAGCGGAAAAGGAGAAAAAAGAGCAGGAAAUCGAAGCAUUAAGAAAAAAGAAUGAGCAAGAAGAAAAAGAAUUGGCUCAAAAAAAAGAACUAAUGGAACAAGAAUUAGCCAAGGAAUUGGAGGCAAUUAAUAUUGCCGACCGGGAAGGAAGACAGCGAAUUGAAGAAAAGUUUAGAAAGAGGCAAAAUGAAAUCAAAAAAGAAAUGGAUGCCUUAAAAAGAAAAAAUGAUGAUGAGUUGAAAGAAAAAGAAGCAGCCGCAAUUAAAGAAAGACAAGAAAAUGAACUUAAACUACAAAAACUUAGGGAAGAAGUUCGGAUUCAAAACGAACAGGCUCAACGAGCUAAGGAAGCGGCUGACCAGCAAGAAAGAUUACUGAGAGACGAGCGAGAUAAAAGAGUAGCAUUGGAUAAACUCCGAAAAGAAUUAUACGAUGCGGUUAUGGAUUAUGUUUUCACCGAAAAUGAAGGAAAUAAAGGAACCCGUAAUCCCACAAAAGGUUAUGGACAUUUACGAACUUUUUUAGAUGACAGUCCCAGCAUGGAAUUUAACCUUGAUUUUGGCGAUUUAGUCGAAGUUAAUAAGACCAAUUCUACCUACCGAAAAGCCAUUCAAAUUUUCCGGAAAGUAGUAGGGAAUGGAUUCGUUACCAAAGGGGAAUUACGGAACUUAAUUGAAAGUAAAGUCCAAAGUUUAGAUUUCUUGCGUUAA